Molecule: messenger RNA, 1626 nt
Organism: Penicillium angulare
Lineage: Eukaryota; Fungi; Ascomycota; Eurotiomycetes; Eurotiales; Aspergillaceae
Product: putative integral membrane protein Pth11-like
Exons: 2
Coding region: 1-1626 (541 amino acids)
Source: RefSeq, a predicted model, not a curated record
AUGGAGGAGUCCCUGGCUGCACGCGGUCUCUACCCCCAAACCCCUCCCGCCUUUGAAUCCCGCAGUGAGAUAAAUCCAACCUUGUUGAUGAGCUGGUGGGCAACGAUCUUUUCCGUGGUCAUAAUCGUGGUUCGCUUGUGUGGUCGCUAUGUGCGAAUCGAACGCUUUUUUCCAGAGGAUAAAGUGAUGACUUACAGCAUGAUUCCUCUGCUUAUUCGCAUGAUAUUAGUCCAUUAUGUCUUGGUCUAUGGCACAAACAAUGUCCAAGCGACCAGCUUGACAGCCGAGGAAAUUUCGAAGAGAGAAAUAGGAAGUAAACUGGUGCUGGCAGCUCGAAUCUUCUAUGCGAUCUUUAUCUGGACAGCAAAGCUUGCAGUGUGCGAAUUUCUCAAAAGAGUCACUGGAGUGGUUUGGCGUCAAUCAAUAGCAACCUUUUUACGAUUCAUCCACUUUUUCCUGGCCUCCACGCUGGUAGCCGUAAUCAUCGCUACACUGGCGGAAUGUCAACCAUUCGAUCAUUAUUGGCAGGUCACCCCAGACCCCGGUCCCCCCUGUCGCUGCGGCUAUGCGCAACUCAUUACCAUGGGUACCUGUGAUGUGAUCACCGAUCUCCUUCUUGUCGCUUUCCCCGUCCCGAUAAUCCUCAUGUCCCAGAUGCCUCUCAAACGCAAGUUGGCACUGGUUAUUCUCUUCUGUCUCUCUCUCGCCCUGGUCGGAAUCACUUGCUAUAGAGUCCCAUCGGUUAUCAAACGUCGCGGCAAUCAACCCUAUCGUUCCCUGAUCGCAUCUCUCGAGAUCCUCGCCGCGACAGCAGUAUCAAAUGCUGUCGUCAUCGGCUCAUUUGUCCGGGACCGCGGCGUCAAAAAACUCAAAUACAAACGUGACCUGGGCUUUGCAUCUGUCAAUGAGAGUGUGGAUAAUAGCCACGUGCGUCGAAAUACAGUGAUGCAGCAUCAAUGGGGAAGUGAUUGCGACCUUGCCGGUGAUUUAGGAAUUAGGCUCGAUCCCCGAGUUUACCCAAUGGCUUCUUCGUCGUCACAACCACCCAGCUCGGGCCCCUUCCCGAUCCCACCGUCCCCGUUGAUUGAUGCCGAAACAGGCUCUCUGAAUAGGUCAUGGUCUUUUAAACAAAGUCGUCUUUCGGACGAUCAUGUCUCGGCUACUGACAGCCUCGAUACCAAAAUCAGCCCGCACGAGUACAUUCCAACAAGCCAGUCCCCACGGGAGAAGCCUGGCUCACAUCCUUCAACACUAUCCUCUCCUCGCAUGCCACUUUUCGACGUCGGCGGUCUACUGAAUAAUGACAACGAGCGGACAGCAAGGCAACAAUCAAAUAAUACGUCCCAAAGUACUGGCAAUUUCCCUCAACCCCAAACUCCAACUUCAGCUCCAGCUCGUGCCAGGAGAACUUUCCUACAAGAUAUCGGUGCUUUAUCUUUCUCAAAUCGCCUUAUAGCCACCGAUUUGAGGGCUUCGACACCUCGAGUCACUGCAAAUACCCAUAAUCGAUCACGAUCCCAUAACCCUCCGCCUUAUAAUACCGCACCUGACAUGCAAAGUAAUGUCGAGGUUGAGCUUCAUGAUGUAGGAGGACUCUUAUCCAGGAACUCUACGCCUGGUCCCUGA